CAAAAUCACCUUGACGUCUCUACCGCCCAUCUCGAGAACCCUUCGUCUCUUACACACACACAACACACCAAAAUGGCACCAUCAAGAGCAGUCUUCCGAAGCGCGUCCACCGCACUCGCCGCCCUCAGAUCCUCCGCCCCCGCGACCCGCACAUUGGCCUCUGCCGCAUCGCGACAAUUGCAUCACCUCUCCUUCUCCCGCCCCGUCGCAACACACACACUACCCACCUUGACCAUCACACCAACUUCCCGCCGCUGGAACUCUUCAGAAGCCGGCGAGGAAUCCGCAGUCGAAGCCCCCGACUACCUAGACGAGAAGGAAUUGCACAUCUUCACAAAGCUCAAGGCUGAAUUAGAGCCCACAAAAUUAGAGGUUCAAGAUGUUAGUGGUGGGUGUGGUAGCAUGUAUGCUUUGGAUAUCGUGUCGGCAAAGUUCAAGGGCUUGUCGGUGAUUAAGCAACAUCGUCUCGUCAAUGCUGUGCUCAAGGACGAGAUCAAGGGCUGGCAUGGCGUGCAGUUGAAGACCAAGGCGCCUUGAUUGGUGCAGUAGCAAUAAGAGCAAGGGACAUCAUGACAAGCCAUGACCUCGACCCAAAGAACCAUCCAGGACGUGCAGACAUUGGAUGGAAGGCUGGUGCUCUCUGUUUGCUUGCCCGACAUAUACGUGAGUUGCCAUAUUCGGAUCACUUCGGUUGACAGCGGUGAGAGAGGCGUAUAGAAGACAUCAGGUAUGUCGCAAUUUUUCUUGUAAAUUAGUGUACAGUAUCAAAAAGGAUCAAAAGAGCCAGAUAGGCCAAAGUAAAUGGAUCCUGCUCGUCUGCAAUCAAAUCAAAAAGCAGCAUCAACAUCGCAUCUCCCCAAUCCACUCGGAUCUCAUUCGAUCCUCACCGAUGUUCAAUUCAACCCCCC
Messenger RNA from Aureobasidium subglaciale EXF-2481, 908 nucleotides. RefSeq lists its product as uncharacterized. Bases 73 to 537 code for a protein of 154 amino acids. The transcript has 2 exons. The record is from RefSeq and is a predicted model, not a curated record. NCBI's taxonomy places the organism in Eukaryota, Fungi, Ascomycota, Dothideomycetes, Dothideales, Saccotheciaceae.